Messenger RNA from Asparagus officinalis (garden asparagus), 1656 nucleotides. Its product is annotated as RGG repeats nuclear RNA binding protein A-like. Gene Ontology annotation, molecular function: RNA binding. Gene Ontology annotation, cellular component: nucleus; cytoplasm. The record is from RefSeq and is a predicted model, not a curated record. Lineage: Eukaryota; Viridiplantae; Streptophyta; Magnoliopsida; Asparagales; Asparagaceae.
UCUCCUUAUAUUGGACUCUUAUCAGUGUAAGCUCGGCGGCUAGGGUUCCAUUUUCUCCCUGUCUCUCUUCAAUCUUCUUCUCUUUGCAAAACUAGGGUUAGGGUUUCUAAUGGCGUUCGAUUCAUCGAGCGAUUACGUAAGCUGCUAGGGUUUGUAACAGCUUCUCGAUCCAGUCCCAGCUCCGGUUCCUCUCUCUUCAGAGAUGACGACUGUGAAUCCAUUCGAUCUCCUUGGAGACGACGACAACGAUGAUCCUUCUCAGUUGAUUGCUGCUGCUCAGCAGAGAAGGUCUCGAGCGGCCUGCCGCUCACCGGAGGGAAGAAGGCUGGCCGCUGCUCCGGCGGCGGCGAAAAAGAUGCAGCCGGUGCCUCCCUCUCAAGCUGUGAGGGAGGCUAGGAAUCCCACUAGCACACUGUCACGUGGUGGCGAUGCUGGGAGAGGUGGUCCUGGACGAGGACGAGGAGGGAGAGGAGCUGGGGUUGGCCCAAAUCGAGAUUUUGGAAAUGGGAAUGAGAAUGGCUUCACUGGAGGCUAUGGUGGUGGCAGAAAUUAUGGUGGUGGUAUUGCUGAGGAAGGAGAGGGUGGUAAUAUUUCAGGAAGGAAUCGUGGAGGACAUGGUCCUCCACGGGAAUCAUUCCGAGGUGGACGCCGAGGGGGUUAUGGAAAUGGUGACGAAGAAGCUGGUGAUUCUGAGCGUCCUCCUAGGAGAGUUUAUGAGCGCAGGAGUGGAACUGGUCGUGGUUACGAGAUAAAGCGGGAGGGAGCUGGAAGAGGAAACUGGGGAACAGUGACUGAUGUUGUUGCACAAGAACUUGAGGAGAAUGUGAAUGCUGAUGAAAUUAUUGCAACUGCUGAGAACCAGCCGGAGCAGGAAGAUGGCAAACCUGUGGAGGGCAAUAAAGAUAAUAAGGAAAAUACAACUACUGAAGAAGAAGCUAAACCUGAGGAUAAGGAGAUGACACUUGAUGAGUAUGAGAAAGUUAAGGAGGAGAAAAGGAAAUCUCUUCUUGCAAUGAAGGCUGAAGAGAGGAAAGUUACCAUUGACAAGGAGUUGGAAUCAAUGAAGCAACUUUCUCUGAAGAAAGGGACUGAUGAAAUCUUCAUUAAACUGGGUUCAGAUAAGGAAUCAAAAAAGAAAGAAACUGAACGUGAAGAACGAGCGAAGAAGUCUUUGAGCAUCAAUGAGUUUCUAAAACCAGCCGAAGGAGAAAGAUACAACUCUGGAGGCCGUGGCCGUGGCAGAGGAAGAGGUGAUCGUGGUGGCAGAGGCGGCUUUGGUGGUGGUGGAGGCUAUACUCCAGCACCGGCAAUUGAAGACCCUGGGCAAUUCCCUACUCUUGGUGGGAAAUAGAGGGGGUUUUAGGGUUUGCAUUAUAAACUUGUGCUAGUCUUUAAUUUUGCUGAUGAUGUUAGUUUAUUUUGGUUUCUAGUUUCAGAGAAGUUUGUGUGUCUAGAUUCAGUGAAAUAAUUUUUAUGUUAUUUCCUGUAUCUAAAUGAAUUCCUCCUCAUUUUGUCGUGUUCUUCUUAUACUCAGGCUUUAAGUUGGUAUCUGAUGCGAGAGAUGUGUCUAUUUAAGGGUAGGAUUUUUCUCCAUGCUGUGGAUUUGUCUUAACAUACUAUUUUCUUUUUCCGUUCUCUUUAAUUGUUCAAGCUUUC